AUGCCUCGUCGGCUGCGUUCACACGCUACAUCAUCGGAACUAACAACAAACAGCCACUCACCUAUCCGCUUCGUCCCAACUUUCACUCUGAGCGAACCAAGGAUCAUCUUCAAUGAAUCACUACCUGAUCUCAAUAGUACCGAGAUUCAGACUCUACGAAGAAAACAGCAACGACUGCGGAAUUCAAUCCCAUCUACAGUUGCCUUAGCCCGUGAAACAAGUCCGCAGGCAGUGCGCGCUCUGAAAUCCACGUUGAUAUUCGGUCAAGCCGAGGCAGGUACAGCAGUGUGUAUCGACGCAAGAGGCUGGAUCCUCACUUGCGCACACUGUUUCGGUGAAACGCGACAAGAAUGGCAAACAUACCGACGGAAAUGGCUGCUAUACUACACAGGGCUGGCGGUGCAAGUGGAAUGUCGCGUCUGGGACCCACGACGCGAUCUCGCGCUGGCCAAGGUCAUCCACGUUGAGAUGGAGCAGCCCCAGCCCCAGCCGGGUGAUACCGACGUGCGAUGCCCCAUCUUCAGUUAUGUUUCCCCCGCAACAAUACAGGACCCCACAGAAUCGAUAUUAUGUAUCGGACAACCCGGCGCAGACGACCUAGAGUCAAGUAUGCCCCGUAAGACGGCAUACGACUUGAUCGAGGUAUCCGGGGGUCGACUACGUGGGCUGAUCCCCAACGUGGAUCCACACGACAACUCGGAAAUUGGCGUUCUCAAACAUGAUGCCUGGACGUACUGGGGCCACUCGGGGGGCACCGCUGCUAAGGUCAUCGGAUGGGACUCUCGUCGGAUUGCAUUCCUCGUGGGACGAUUCUACGGGCAUAAGGCAUGGCGUCCCGUUGGUUGCGAUCCGGGCUUUUCUAGAAGCGAAUCUGCCGGCUAG
Penicillium manginii is the source of this 882-nucleotide messenger RNA. RefSeq names its product S1 family peptidase. The record is from RefSeq and is a predicted model, not a curated record. The transcript has a single exon. Lineage: Eukaryota; Fungi; Ascomycota; Eurotiomycetes; Eurotiales; Aspergillaceae. Bases 1 to 882 code for a protein of 293 amino acids.